AUGUCUGAAGGCGCGCUGAAGCCCGAGAAGGACUUCUCGAAGGAGACGGACAAGCAGAUCCCAGAGGCCGAGAAGCUCGCCAAGAGUGACAUUUCUGCCGCCAUCGAGAAGCUCAGCGUGUUGGAGAAGCAGACCCGUCAAUCCUCAGAUCUUGCGUCGACGUCCCGUAUACUCAUCGCCAUUGUCACAAUUGCCAAAGAUGCAGGAGACUGGAGCUUGAUGAACGAGCAGGUUCUGGUACUGUCGAAGAAGCAUGGCCAGCUCAAGCAAGCUAUUACCAAGAUGGUUCAGGCGGUUAUGGGCUUCCUCGAUUCUACACCGAACCUCGAAACUAAGCUUACCGUCAUCGAGACCCUGCGAACGGUUACCGAGGGCAAGAUUUUCGUCGAAGUCGAGAGAGCCCGCGUCACCAAGAUCCUCUCCGACAUUAAGAAAGAGCAGGGUGACCUCAGAGCGGCAACGGACAUUCUGUGCGAGCUCCAGGUAGAGACUUUCGGCUCUAUGGACCGCCGUGAAAAGACCGAGUUCAUUCUUGCGCAAGUUGCUCUUUGCAUUGAGAGCGGCGACUGGACCCAGGCCGGCAUUUUGAGCCGCAAGAUUAGCACCAGAUACCUCUCACGAAAGCCCAAGAAGACGCCCGAGCAGCUCGAGAAGGAGAAGAAAGAGCGCGAGAAGAAGAAGGCAAGAGGCGAGGAGGUCCCCGAAGAGAAAGAGGACGACACAACCGACCUGAAGCUGCGCUACUACGAGCAACAGAUCAUCCUUGCGAAACACGAUGACAAAUAUCUCGAUGUCUGCAAAAACUACCGUCAGGUCCUUGACACCGAGGCUGUCGAGGAGGAUCCCAAGAAGCUUCACCCUGUCCUCCAACGCAUUAUCUACUUCGUCAUCCUUGCUCCCCACGACAAUGAGCAGCAUGAUCUCCUUCACAGAAUUCAGAAAGACUCCAGAAUCAGCCAAGUCACUCAAGAGGCCGAGCUUCUCAAGCUUUUCACUGUCCAUGAGCUUAUGCGCUGGCCUGAAGUCUCCAAGACCUUUGGCCCGCAUCUUUGCGAGACUGACGUCUUUGAUGCCCAACCUGGCCAGUCCGGAGAUGAGAAGGCACACCAGCGUUGGCAGGAUCUCCGCAAGAGGGUGAUUGAGCACAACGUGCGUGUUGUCGCCAAGUACUACACUCGCAUCCAGAUGAAGCGCUUGACGCAGCUUCUGGAUCUCAAUGAGGAUGAGACGGAGAAAUACAUUAGCGACCUUGUCACCUCAAAGACCAUCUACGCCAAGAUCGACCGGCCCGCUCGUGUCGUCAGCUUCGCGAAGCCUAGAGAUGCUGAUGACAUCCUGAAUGAGUGGAGCCACAACAUGAAGAGCCUGCUCGGUCACCUCGAGCGUAUUGACCAUCUCAUCACGAAGGAGGAGAUGAUGGCCAACAUCCAGCCGAGCAGCGGCUCCAAGUCGGGGAAGGGAAAGUCUACUAAGGCGCAUUAG
Messenger RNA from Colletotrichum truncatum, 1482 nucleotides. NCBI's taxonomy places the organism in Eukaryota, Fungi, Ascomycota, Sordariomycetes, Glomerellales, Glomerellaceae. The record is from RefSeq and is a predicted model, not a curated record.